CUCUUAAACCCUCUUGAGAAUCCACGCCCUCGCCAACCAAUCCAACUGUGACUCUGGAGAUGUUCAGAAACAAGCGAACCGAGAAUAUCGCUGUGAAACUCGCAGCACGCGGCCAGGCUCUAUCGGUCGCUGGGAAGGUUUCCGAGAAGCAUGCAGUGUAUUUGGGGGCAACAGCCAGUGAGAUAGCGGAUCAUAUCUCGAAAGGCGAAUGGACAGCAACGGAAGUCGUGGAGGCAUUCAUUGCGCGUGCUGCACUUGCGCAGGCAAAGACCAACUGUCUUACAGAGGUCUUGUUUGCGGACGCGAGAAGGCAAGCAGAGGAGCUGGACGAUGAGUUCGCAAGGACGAAACAGACCCGCGGCCCGCUGCAUGGCGUUCCUGUCAGUUUCAAAGACCAGUUUGACAUCGAGGGCUUUGACUCUGUUACUGGAUUCUCGGCCUGGAUAGGUGACCGUUCAAAGAAGAAUGCCUUCCUUGUCGACCAGUGUCGCAAAGCCGGGGCAAUCAUCAUUGCCAAGACCAAUGUACCGCAGACCAUGUUCGCAUACGAAUGUUGCAACCCGGUGUUCGGUCGUACGACGAAUCCGUGGAGCGACAAGCACACUUGCGGUGGCAGUUCAGGCGGAGAGGCUGCCCUGUUGGCUAUGGACGGGUCUGCCCUUGGUGUAGGAUCAGACAUCGGAGGGAGCUUGCGUAUACCCACAUCCUACUGUGGACUUUAUUCGCUAAAGCCGACGCCUGACCGCGUGAGCGGCGAUGGCACUAGAGGUUGUCAGCCUGGAUACGAGGCUGUCAAGGUCUGCUACGGGCCCAUGGCACGAUCAAUCGCCGACUGUGACUUGUUUUGCAGGAUGUUCUUGGGCAAGCAGAGCAUUGUGCCUGACGUGCCACCCGUACCAUAUCGUGACGUCGAGCUGCCCAAGAUACUACGUUUUGGAUACUACAAGACUGAUGGACUUGCUACAUCUUCUCCCGCAUGCCAGCGCGCGGUUCAAGAGACCGUGGAUGCCCUUCAGAGAGAAGGUCAUGAAUGUAUUGAGUUUGAUGUGAAGCCUCUAGCUCUCGAGAUAUUGCGAGUCUUUGCUGGGCUGGCGACGUCUGAUAGCUAUGAGAAGAUGCUAUCUCAUCUUCACGGAGACCCGCAGGAGAGCAGUCUAUUCAUCGCCACGCUUGGGCCCAAGUUACCAGGCUUCGUUCGCAGGCUCAUGGAGUGGGCAGCGCAGUACAUAAUGGGCGACAAGGUCUUCGCUGAAAUCCUGCACGAGGCGCGCGGCAAGAGCGUAAGGGAGUUCGUCGAAUUCACCGACGCGCGCAACAAAGUCAACCGCGCGUUCUACGAGCAGAUCUGGAACGGCCUCCAGCUCGAUGGCAUCAUCUGUCCGGUCCAGGCCCUCCCUGCAAUCCCGCACGGCUCGUGUGCUUACCUUGCGCCGCUCGCAACUGCGACCGUCACGUAUAACGUCGUCGAGUCCGCGGUUGGUGUUGUGCCAGUUACGCGCGUCAAGCCCGGCGUCGACGACCUGCCGCCGGGGUUCAAGGCGGGGCAGAACGGGAACAGCAAGAUUCUCGAGACGGCGAUGUACUUUGAGAAGGAGGCGGUGUAUAACCCUGCGCGUAUGGCGGGGCUACCUGUGGGCGUUCAAAUUGUCGGGAGGAAGUGGGAGGACGAAAAGGUGCUUGCGAUGAUGCGUGUCGUGGAUGAGGCGCUUGGGCCGAGAGAUUUCGGUCCUGGAACGUGGAAAGAGUGAGCGCCUCGCACUGACGAGACAUACGUCUUUCUAGACCAUAUCCUUUUGUCGUUUGUGUAAAGUCGUACAGAUUGUGAUACCACCCUUGCCAAUCAUUAACUUAUGGCAAUUAGCCCCUGUUACACUCC
Messenger RNA from Coniophora puteana RWD-64-598 SS2, 1876 nucleotides. Its product is annotated as amidase signature enzyme. The record is from RefSeq and is a predicted model, not a curated record. Gene Ontology annotation, molecular function: fatty acid amide hydrolase activity; amidase activity. Gene Ontology annotation, biological process: fatty acid catabolic process. NCBI's taxonomy places the organism in Eukaryota, Fungi, Basidiomycota, Agaricomycetes, Boletales, Coniophoraceae. Bases 60 to 1748 code for a protein of 562 amino acids. The transcript is spliced from 12 exons.